Molecule: messenger RNA, 2546 nt
Organism: Myodes glareolus (Bank vole)
Lineage: Eukaryota; Metazoa; Chordata; Mammalia; Rodentia; Cricetidae
Gene: Tmem266
Product: transmembrane protein 266
Biological process (GO): transmembrane transport; monoatomic ion transport
Cellular component (GO): plasma membrane; dendrite
Molecular function (GO): monoatomic ion channel activity; voltage-gated channel activity
Source: RefSeq, a predicted model, not a curated record
CCCAGCAGACCUCACGCCCUGAUGGGAACGGCAUUCUGUACUCCCUGUACCUGGGCAGAACGUUUGAUUAGCAGCUUUGUUUUGGGGAAGAGCUGGCCAGGAGCCCACUGACAAGACAGCCCCGCUAUCAGAUGGCACAGAGGAACCUUCUCUUACAGCAGAUGAACACCCAUGACAAACCCCAGACCAGGGCACGCUGUUUUCAUGAAUCUUAUAAAAGCCCCACUGGGAAAUGCCAAGAUCAGGCUUAAGGACAGCUGAGCCCCACUAGACGUCAAGAAAACCCAUGGCUCUGGUUGCAUCUUUCAACAUGACCAGUCCACAGCCUGCCAUCGAAGGAGGGAUUUCUGAAGUUGAAAUAAUCUCCCAACAAGUAGAUGAAGAAACCAAGAGCAUUGCUCCCGGGCAGCUGGUGAACUUGGCCUAUCGGGACCUGCCCCUGGCGGCUCUAGACCUUUCCACAGGGGGCUCACAGCUCCUGUCAAAUCUGGACGAAGAGUAUCAAAGAGAAGGGUCUAACUGGCUGAAGCCGUGCUGUGGGAAGAGAGCAGCCGUAUGGCAGGUAUUUUUGCUCAGUGCAAGUCUCAACAGUUUCCUGGUAGCCUGUGUAAUAUUGGUGGUGAUUCUCCUGACCCUGGAACUUCUAAUAGAUAUAAAGCUUCUCCAGUUUUCCAGUGCAUUCCAGUUUGCUGGUGUCAUUCACUGGAUCAGUCUGGUCAUUCUCUCUGUAUUCUUCUCAGAGACUGUUCUACGGAUUGUUGUGCUGGGGAUCUGGGAUUACAUCGAAAACAAAAUAGAGGUAUUCGACGGGGCUGUGAUCAUCUUGUCCUUGGCUCCGAUGGUGGCAUCCACUGUGGCGAACGGACCCAGAAGCCCCUGGGAUGCCAUCAGCCUCAUCAUCAUGUUCCGAAUCUGGCGGGUAAAGAGGAUCAUUGAUGCCUAUGUCCUGCCGGUCAAGCUGGAGGUGGAGAUGGUUACUCAGCAGUACGAGAAGGCCAAGGCCAUCCAAGAGGAGCAGCUGGAGAGGCUGACGCAAAUCUGUCAGGAGCAAGGGUUUGAGAUCCGGCAGCUGCGCGCGCACCUGGCCCAGCAGGACCUGGAUCUGGCUGCGGAGCGGGAGGCGGCGCUGCAAGCCCCACACGUGCUCAGCCAGCCACGCAGCCGCUACAAGGUGGUAGAGGCCGGCACGUGGGCCGAGGAGACUGCAGCCGAGAGCAUUGUGGAGGAGAUGAGGCCCUCUCAAGAAGCCAUGGCAAAGGACGACAUGAACAGCUACAUUAGCCAGUACUACAAUGGGCCCAGCAGUGACAGCGGGGUCCCAGAGCCAGCAGUGUGUGUGGUCACUACAGCCGCCAUAGACAUCCACCAGCCCAACAUCUCCUCAGACCUCUUCUCGGUGGACUUGCCUCUGAAGUUCAGUGGACACAGCACCUGCGCCAGUGCCACCUCGGAGACCACUUCCCACUCAACCUGUGGAUCAGUCACCAGGGCCCAGAGUGCCAGCAGCCAGACGUUGGGCUCCUCCACAGACUGUAGCACCCCCCGAGAAGAGCCGUCCUCUGAGCCAGGACCUUCUCCCCUGCCGCUGCUGCCACCCCCUCAGCAGCAGGUGGCAGAGGCCACCGUCCAGGACCUGCUGUCCUCCCUGUCCAAGGACCCCUGCCCAUCCCAUAAGGCCUUGGACCCAGCACCCCUGUCCCAGCCUACCCCAGCAGGUUCAGCCCAGACCAGCCCUGAGCUGGAGCGUAGGGUAAGUCUAUUCAACCAGAGGAACCAGGAGGCUCUCCCUGCUCUUCAGAUCAGGCCUGUCAUCCACUUGCAGCCCACAGCUGGGCUGGAGGAGAAGUUCAGAUCUUUGGAAUCCAAAGAGCCCAAGUUGCAUAGGGUUCCUGAGGCCUAGAGAGUCUGCAGGCUUGUUGAGUGGAAAGUGGGGAGACAGCCAUCUUGAAGCUCUUUCAAGACCCCAGAGGCCACUCAGGACCACAAAUGGGGCUCAGGAUCCCGCCUGGCCUCCCUCAGGGUGCUGUCUGCCUCCAGGGAGGUGAUGCCAGGCAGAGGCCACACGCCUCAGACCUCAGAGUCCAGAGCUGGGGCUUCCUCUUGCCCUACUCAGGAGAGGGUGGUGCUCAUGGCUGGGGGUUGGGUUUUUUUUUGUUUUGUUUUCUUUUGUUUUUGUUUUUUUUUUUAAACCAUUUUUACAAAAACCAGCCUAUGGCCCAGCUUCAGCAGGGUAGAGCGUGGGGGCCAGCUCCGCCUAUUUCGUUGCCUUCGUUCCUGAUGCCCACCCCGGAUUCUCGGGAACAGCACUGUGAGCUGGGGCUGCCCAGCCUCACCCCAAGCCGUCUUUCCAGGAAUGCUGGGGGAGCCGACACAAUCAUAGAGACCACAUCUGAGCCGAUCCCACCCGGCAUUCUCUCAUUUCAGCAUGGAUGUUUCCAAGUCUCCACAGGCCGUGACGGGACGAUCUCGAGGCGGGAGGGAUAUGGGAGGGCAGGGGCAACCAUUUUAUGACCCUGGCUUUAAUAAUAAAAACCAGCUGCACUGAG